Messenger RNA from Miscanthus lutarioriparius, 1065 nucleotides. Lineage: Eukaryota; Viridiplantae; Streptophyta; Magnoliopsida; Poales; Poaceae. The record is from the annotation of a GenBank genome assembly.
AUGGCAGCGAUGCUUGUGGGCGCGCUGCGGAGGGGCAGUGGAUGCCGCGGCGGCUCGCGCCUCCUCGCUCAGUCGCUUCGCAGAUUCGUGAGCACGCUGGUCGUAGCGGAGCACGAAGGUGGGUUCGUCAAGCCGUCGUCGCUGAGCGCAUUGGCCGCCGCGGAGGCCAUUGCCAAGGACAACAAAGUUUCUGUCCUGCUGGGUGGUUCCGGGCCGGCGCUUCACAAGGCUGCCGACCAUGCCGCGUCCAGCCAUCCACUGGUGUCUGAGGUGCUCGUGGCGGAUUCGGAAGCCUUGGCGCAUCCUCUGGCUGAACCGUGGGCUGAGCUGCUCCGUUCCGUUCAGCAGAAAGGAGGCUAUUCUCAUGUUAUAGCUUCAUCCACGUCGUUCGGGAAGAAUUUGCUUCCACGUGCUGCGGCCCUUCUUGAUGUCUCCCCUGUUACUGAUGUCACUGCUGUAAAGGAGCCACACGUCUUUGUGAGGCCAAUUUAUGCUGGGAAUGCACUUUGUACUGUGAAAUAUACCGGAGAGGAACCUUGCAUGAUGAGUAUUAGAUCAACUUCAUUUUCCCCAACUACUGAGGCUAUGUCUGAAACAAAGGUUGCACCUAUCACCCAGGUUGAUCUCUCUUUCCUCAGUGAAGGGAAAUCUUCAUGGGUGAAUCUGACAUCCCAAGACACAGAGCGGCCUGAUCUUGCAAAUGCACGUGUAGUAGUCACCGGAGGCAGAGGUUUAAAAAGUGCUGAAAAUUUUAAAUUGUUGGAGCAGCUUGCUGAGAAACUUGGUGCAGCAGUGGGUGCGACUAGGGCUGCUGUUGAUGCAGGUUAUGUUCCAAAUGACCUUCAGGUUGGUCAGACAGGGAAAAUUGUCGCACCAGAGCUUUAUAUGGCUUUUGGAGUAUCUGGAGCAAUACAACACUUGGCAGGAAUGAGAGAUUCGAAAGUUAUUGUGGCUGUUAAUAAAGAUGCUGAUGCCCCCAUAUUUCAGGUUGCAGAUUACGGACUGGUUGCUGAUCUGUUCGAGGUUCUGGAUGAGUUAUUGAAGAAGAUCCCAGAAAAGAAAUAA